Molecule: messenger RNA, 720 nt
Organism: Miscanthus lutarioriparius
Lineage: Eukaryota; Viridiplantae; Streptophyta; Magnoliopsida; Poales; Poaceae
Source: the annotation of a GenBank genome assembly
AUGGGGGAUGGGCAGUACACAGAACUCACCCCGUUCCUCGCACACUUGAAGUACAGACGCCCGUGGUUAUCACCAUCCUUCUUGGUUCGCCCCUCCACCACCCGAGCAAGGCCGCAGUCCGAGCAAGAGAUCAACGGAAAGCUGCUCAACUCACCUACUGAAUCCACACAGAUGGAGGCGAUGUGGGAGCUCCAGGCACCUUGGACCCGACUCCUCGCCCUUCCAGAUGACUCGGCCCAAGAGGAAUGCAAUGGCGGUUGUAAUUGGCGUCUCAAUUUCCGACCGUUAUGUGACCUUCACUUCGGUGACUGGCGAAUCCAUGUCUCCUACUUUUACCGCCGCCAGCAACGUCUGGGGAGGGUGUUGGAACCAGGUGAUUUCGUUUUAGCAGAAAAGAGGUGCAUUGAGCGGUACAAGUUCUCACAUGGUGAUGUGAUUUUGUUCAAGUGCCCUAGCAAUCAUAAGCAGUUGUUUGUGAAGAGGUUGAUUGGGCUUCCUGGUGAGUGGAUACAGAUCCCUGGGUCCCUUAAGCUUACUAAGAUCCCAGAAGGGCAUUGCUGGGUUGAAGGUGAUAACUCUGCUCGUAGCUGGGAUUCUAGGGCAUUCGGCCCGAUUCCCUUAGGUCUAGUUCAGGGGAGGGUUACCCACAUAAUCUGGCCUCCAUCAAGGACUGGCCGAGUGGAGAGAAAGAUACCUGAAGGGAGAAUUUCACCUGAUUGA